Messenger RNA from Vitrella brassicaformis, 4244 nucleotides. The record is from the annotation of a GenBank genome assembly. NCBI's taxonomy places the organism in Eukaryota, Vitrellaceae.
GGCUUUUCCCCGGUCGUCUUCACCUGACUGCAGCUGGAAUGGCGUCGUCAUCGAGCGAAACGGCGCCUCCGUUUUACCCAGACAUCUAUGACGUCAACGACGACCUGCUGUCGGACGCCAGCAACCCGCCCCUGCUGCUGCGCCACGGGCCCCUGCUCAAGAUGCAGAAGGCCAUCCAUCGACUGCAGGUAGGUCACACAGCUGCCACACACACGACUUAUGACACACAGACAGACACCACACUGAUCAGUGAGUGUGAUGAAUAUGUCUGUCUGUUUCAGGAGCACCACGGAUUCCUCUUCAACAACUGCCUGGUGAACACAUUAUAAAUCUCGCGCAUCUAUGCGUGUGCGAAUUUCCAUCACCUUUGUUGUGCAGGUCAUCACCCACCCCUGUCAGCCGACCAACCGCUUCAAGUGGAAGCGGUCCGUCAGCUUCCGACACGCCGUGGUGAGGGACGUCCGCGAGGCCACGCAGGCCGUCAACGGCAUCGGACACGGCAUCGUCCUGCUCGAAAAUCUGGUGCUCUCAACAGACAACCGAAGGCAUGAUAGAAUGCCGUCUGUCUGUCUGUUUGUUUGUCUGUCUGUCUGCGUGUCUGUCUGUCCUAAGGAGGGCAUCACGCGGCAGUCUCUCUUGUGUUGGCGAUCUCAUCAGGAGAAGAAGGAGUGGCUGAGUGCUCUACGGCGCGCCCUGGCCACCUUCGCGCACCCCAACGACACCCCCGCUCCCGUCCCUCAAGCAGGGGAGCCCUCCCAGCGUCUCAAAGGCCCGCUGCCCCCCCGUCUGGACGACAUGACAGUGCUGGUGGCGCACGACCUGGUCAAGGACACGGUGCACGCCUUCGCAUUGGAGGUCCGUGUGCGCAGACACACCCACAGACAGACAGAGAACCAUUGGCUGUGUCUGUCCCCCCCUCCCUCGAUGCGCUUGUCAGAACAAGUGGAUACUGAUCCAGGAGUGGAUACAGCAUGCCGUCAACAGGCGAGGCGGGGCGGACAUCGGCGACCUCAACGACACUGACGAGUGGGGGUGGUCGGCCGCACACGUCGCUGCACGGGUCGGCGGUGAUGCUCAUUCUGUCCUACAACGUCACCGUGUGUGUGUUGUGGGCAUGCAGGUGGGCAGCCACGCGGCCAUGACAGUGCUGGUUGACGGCGGCGUGGACGUUGACGGUGUCAGUGCUCAAGGCGAGACCCCUCUCCUUGUCGCAUGUCGUGUUGGCAACGCGAAGAUCGUCCGUCUGCUGCUGCGCAACGGCGCCAACCCACGGGCUGUAAGUAUACAGUGCAUUUCACCGCGAGGGAGAAACGUGUGUCUUGGAUUGUUCUGCUUGUUCUUCAUUUUCAUCAGGUUGACAAGGGCGGGAGGAACGUCGUGUACCUGGCAGCAUCUCACCCCUCUGCCAAGGGUGAGCUCAGGGCACCACACCACACACUGAUUGCCCAAAUGGAAGGGGCUUGUGUGGUUUGGUGGCGGUGUGUGGUUGGUCAGUGGCGGGCACGACCCUCAAGGUCCUUCGGAUGAGCCACGUCAACCUCAACGGGUGCGUGUGCCGCCAACCACAAGACGCUUCGUCCACCCCACACCUCUCAGCGCUCCAUGUCGCCAUACUCAGUGAGCACAGAGGGGGGGGAGGAAGGGAGGGAGGGAGAUCUGUGAGAAAAUGUAUGUUAUGUGUGUUCAGAUCACGACGUCGAGAUGGUCGGCCGUCUGCUGUCAGUGGGCUGUGACGCCAACAUACAACUGGCCGACGGCUCCGGCAGGACAGCCGUCCACCUCGCUGUCCAGACAGACCACCAGUGAGAUGAACAAAUUACGGGUGCCACGGCGCUCGCGCGUGUGUGUACGUUGCUGCUUGGAUCAAUCAGGCUGCUGGUGCAGUCUGUGCUGGAGUUCGGCGGCCAGCCAAACCUCCGCGACGCCGAGGGCCUGUCCCCCCUCCACCACUGCCGAUCGCUCGAGUGCGUCAUCGUCUUGGUGGAAUACGGCGCCAGAGGGUGGGAGCAGCUCCCCAAUCAGGUGCUCACACCACACCACACCACACAACACACAAGACGCACAUUCAUCCUCGUGUGUGUGUGUGUGUGUGUGUCUGGGUUCUCGCCCGCCGUCAGAUACGGCAGCAGCUGGGCCUUCCCCUCGAGGAAAAGGACGGCGAGCCUCCGACCGAGGAGGCCGCUGCGGCCCUCGAGGCCGUCAGGAGUGCGCGGCAGAAGUAUCGGACUAAGAAAUAUGAAGACCACAGAGGCGAGCGGAUCUCACUGCCGUGGUGAGCACCCACAUACGAUGGGGUGGGUGGGGUGCAUGCGUCAGAUGAUCGGAUGGAGCGUGUGUGUGUGUAUGUGUAUGUGUGUGUGUGUGUGUGUGUGUGCAGGUGGGCGGUGACGUCAUCAGCUCGGUGGACGAACGACGCCGAUGUGGAUGGCUGUCAGGCGUGCGGAGUCACCUUCACCGUCCGCAUCAGACGACACCAUUGUACGUCAGUCACACCAACCAGUCCACGCCUCCCCUCUCCCCUCUCCCCUCUCUCAUGCCAUCUCUUGAUCAGGUCGUUCGUGCGGCCUGUGUGUCUGCGACGAGUGCUCGUCGAAGCGAGCCGUGGUGCCCCACCCCUGCAAAGAGCCCGACAGGAGAGCAUCCGGCUCACAGCAGCAGCAGUCGUCAUCCCCCGACGGCUCACCAACCGCAGCAGCUGGUGGCAGAGGCAGGGGGGCCGGCCGGGCCGACCCAAGCUAUGACCCAUUGGCAGGGUAUCAGACCUCCAUUGAGUCGAUGGACGCCGAUGCAGAGGUGGAGCGGCAGGAGGCAGAGCAAGACGACCAGGCACCGCAGCCGGACAGAAGGAGGAGCGUGUUGGCUGGUGAGGGGGAGAGACGGGAGAUCCUCAUCUCUCUGUCUGUGUGCCCACUGUGUGUCUGUGAAGGUCUGUUCACGGGCCGCAGGCAGAGCGCCAUGUCGCCUGUGAGUGUCACCGAGGCGGCGCCGGCGGCGUCGAUGGUCCCGCGGUCGAGGCUGCCGAUUGCCAAGGGUGCGUCGGGGUACCUGCGGACAUGCGACGCCUGCUUCAAUUUCCUCCAACACUUCGACGUCAGGCAUGCACCACACCCACAUGAGCGACCGAUCAAUCCGUUCCAUGUGAUGUGUUUAGGUGGAGGCUGCCGACGAGACACAGCUGUCGUCGGCCAACGAUGAGAACCAGGUGGGUGUCAGGACACCUACUACCCCACCCAGCCAUCUCGUGUCGCCCCUCUCAUUUCUGUCUGUCUGUCUGUCUGUCUGUCUGUCCAUGCGAUGCAGAUGGCAUCUGCCGACGACUGGGUGUUCCUAGACAACAGCCCCGCGUCACGCCAGCACCGCAACGAGCCGCCCCGAACACCCUCAGGCCGCUCGCUGGAGCCCCCGGCCGCCGCCAUGUCCAUACCCAUCCCCACACAAACACCCGGGUCAUCGCAACAGCGGCUGUCUGCCGAUGAAGACGAGAUCGCCUCCCUCGUCGGUGACGAUGACGAAGGCGGUCCCAACACAGACAGCCGGAGGGACAGUGGUGGGCUGGGGUCGGUCGCGAGGUCGUUCCUGGGUGCGAUGGGUCUGGGGGGUGGGGGGAAGGGGCGGACUCGGAUGAGUGUGGCUGAGGGGGCCGUGGCUGCGGCGGCGAGAGAGAAACAGCCCCGCCCCCAGCCGCCCCCGCGAGCCAACACCGCCCACACGCUCAAGUACCACCAGGUCAGUAAGCAGAUGAGAGCGUUGUUUUGUUGUUGGUUGUUGGCACGGCGUAUGGGUCCUCCUGCUGUGUGUUGGUGCUCCAUUCAUUCAGAAUGCGACUGAUGCGGCAAUGGAGUCGGCAGCCGCAGCAAGGGCAAAAGUGGCAGAGAGAGGUACUGAGGGGCGAACGAGGCCGUGUGCUGUCACGUCUGUGUGUGUGUGUUGGCCUGUGUGUGGCGUGUGGGGUGUAGGUGAGGCGUUGGUGUCACUGAAGGGGACGACCGAUCGGCUGGCUGACAAUGCCAAGCAAUACUAUGAGACGGCGAGGCAGCUCGCCGAGGCGCAGAGGGGAUGGGGCAGGGGACGAGGGAAGAGGUGAUAUUAUUGUGAUGGUGCAAGUAUCGUGGGUGUGUAUCGUUGCCGCGAUGCGCUGGUGCAAUGAACGCGACAGCUUGGUGUGUGUGCACUAGAUCGUUCAUGCCAGUAUGUCACAUAAUUGAGUAAUUGGUCAUGCAAUCGGGUCGCUGGAAAACACGCAG